AUGCUGCUCUCGAAUAUUUUCGGUAUUUUUCAAGAUCGGCUCUCUGCGCUUUUCUACAAAUAUGGUCUGAUUGUGAGUUAUAAUCCGCGGCCGUUUGUACUAAUACCUAUCUUGAUCACUUUCUUGCUUUCGCUCGGUAUAUUUACUGUGAACGUUGAAGAUGACCUCAGAUUUCUGUAUUCACCGAUUAAUUCCCCAGCACGAUUUGAAUACAGCAUACAUAAAGCAUUCACCGGUGAUUCCAUCAACAGUACCUAUGUCGCGAUAGCUGUUGAACCAAACAACAAUUUGCGCAAUCUGUUAAGAAAGGAGAUUGCUACCGAAAUUCUGAGUUUGAAUGAGUUUGUUCUAAAUAAUUUAACUGUUAAUCUAAACGGUCGAAUUUAUAAUUUCGGAAAAGACAUUUGCAUACGCACCGCACUUUGCCCAUUCAGUAACACCAUUGUACAAUUUUUCUUUAAUGCAUUCUGGAAUGAAAAGCUAUGGGAUGAUCCACGUGUACGUUUGGAUUAUCCUUUUCUGUACUUUUUCGAGAAUAAGUUCUUUCUACCGCUUCAUUUGUACGGUGUGAAACUUGGAGGAGUGAAAGGUAUUGAAUCGAUCGAAAUGAUACAUCUUCAUUAUUCCAUACCAUCUACCGAUCAUGAGACAGCCGAAGUCGUUAGUGGUGCACUCGAAAGUGCGUUGAAGGAGUAUUUGGCGAUAAACGAGCGAAGUUUGAUCAAAACAUCCAUGUUCAGCUUCUCAAUGCUCAAAAAUGAAAUGAAUAAAAAUGCGCUCUGCGCCUUCCCAUUUAUCUCACUCACCUUUCUUCUACUGGUCACUUUUACCAUUCUUUCCUGCAUGACAGGUGACUGGGUCACAUCCAAACCACUCGAAGCGCUGAUGGGUGUACUCUCAUCAUCUUUUGCAAUUAUCAGUGCAACAGGAUUCAUGUUCCUGAUGGGAAUACCGUUUGUUAGCCAGGUAACGGUAAUGCCAUUCCUAGCACUGGCUAUUGGCGUAGAUGACACGUACGUAAUGCUCGGAGCAUGGCAAGAUACACGACGUUGCCUCCCACCAUCCAAGCGAAUGGCAUUAUCACUACAAGAAGCUGGCAGUGCGAUAACAGUAACAUCAAUCACUUCAAUGCUUUCCUUUGGCAUAGGCUCAUUCAGUACCACACCAGCAAUAUCUAUAUUUUGUCGUUUCAUUGCUAUGGCUAUUAUUUUCGAUUGGUUUUAUCAGGUAACGUUUUUUGCUGGUGUAAUGGCACUUGGUGGCAAGCGCGAAGCUGUUGGAUAUCAUUGCAUAUUCGUUUGGAAAAAGAUGCCCAAAGAGAUUGUCGAGGAGUCAAGACAAAACACUAAGUUAUCAAUAACGCAUACAUUAUUCGCGGAUUACAUUGCGCCAUUUCUGUGCCACAAAGUAACGCGUAUCACUUUCAUUGGUAUUUAUGGACUAUACAUCUUUGGCGCAUUUUAUGGAUGCUCAUUGUUGCGACCAAAUUUAACACCAAGUCGCUUAUUAGUUGAUGAUUCGCCAUUGACUCAUUAUCUGAAGCUGGCUGAAACGAAAAUAUGGUCGGAGGGAAUGGUGGAAAGAGUCUAUGUGAAUAAUGCGCCCGACUUUACUGCUGAUCCAAAGCAGGCCGAUGUUAUGCUACGAUUGGCAGAAGAUUUAGAAAACACGGAAUGCUCACUAGGAAAAAAUUCCACUCAAUUUUGGCUUCGCGAAUAUUUAAAUUACCGACAAUUCUUCGAAAGUAACGAUGAAGACUUCUACGAUACUCUCGAUUCAUUCCUCAACAUAUCCUUUAAUUCACAUUGGAAUUCAUAUCUGUCUUGGACGCAACAUCCAAUAAAGCCUGGUAAAAGAUAUGUGAACCGUUUCUUCUUCACAACCGCUUUCAAAAUAAAAGAUUGGAAAGUUCGUACUGCUUUACUAUUACAGUGGCGCAACAUAGCAAGUCAUUAUUCAAAGUAUGAAGCUUUGGUUUUUGACGAAAAUAACUUCUAUUCGGAUCAAAUGUUAGAGCUGCAAUCAACAACCUUAUCGUCAUUGGGUACCGCAAUCCUGGCUAUGAUUAUAGUGUGCAUUUUAUUUAUCGCCGAUAGUACCAUCGUAUUCUGGGUUGUUUUCUCUAUGCUUUCAAUGGAUAUCGGCAUUGCUGGUUAUCUUUCUCUUUGGGGAGCUGACCUGGACCCAACAACUGUUGUCAAUAUUCUGAUGAGUAUCGGUUUAUGCGUCGAUUUCGCCACUCAUGUUGGUUAUCGUAUAUAUCGGAGCAAGUGCCGAAAUCUUGAUGAACGUAUUCAAGAUGCGUUGGGAGCGGUUGGUUGGCCGGUGGUGCAAGGUGGCACUUCAACAUUUUUAGCUAUUAUUGUUAUGAUGCUGGUACCAUCAAAUGUAGUACGCAUGUUCGCGCGCACAUCUAUCCUGGUUGUUCUUACGGGUUUAUUUCAUGGGAUUGUCUUAUUACCAGUUAUUAUAAGGACAUUUGCUUCUUAUACUACUUGCGAAAAGGAUCUUCAAAUAAAAGGGUAA
Cercopithifilaria johnstoni is the source of this 2526-nucleotide messenger RNA. The record is from the annotation of a GenBank genome assembly. Lineage: Eukaryota; Metazoa; Nematoda; Chromadorea; Rhabditida; Onchocercidae.